Serpula lacrymans var. lacrymans S7.9 is the source of this 3944-nucleotide messenger RNA. RefSeq lists its product as uncharacterized. Gene Ontology annotation, molecular function: transmembrane transporter activity. Bases 54 to 3755 code for a protein of 1233 amino acids. Lineage: Eukaryota; Fungi; Basidiomycota; Agaricomycetes; Boletales; Serpulaceae. The record is from RefSeq and is a predicted model, not a curated record. Gene Ontology annotation, biological process: transport. The transcript has 20 exons.
GGCCUUUGCGGUACCUUUGGCCUUUUACCUCCAAUUGCUCAUGCUCGAAUGGAAUGGAUCAUUGGCCUGCGGAUGAAAGACAGCUCCAGUAUGAUAAUCCACAGAAGCUACGAAAAGGGAAAAGCAAAGAAGUGGAAAUCGCAUGCCAAUUUCCUCGGCUCGACCAUGGAUCCUUAGGUGCUGCCACUCUGGUGCAACAAAAUGGGAGAUUACAAUGGACCAUCCUCGCAGAGAACUCUAACAGACGAAGUCUGUCUCCUAUGGGCCAUUCUGUCAAAGUUUUUCCGGAAACACGUCCACCUCCCUUGUACGUCCCAUCAAGUUCUAUUGUUCACCGUGCCGAACAGGGUGCCCAUUUCUUGAGAACAUAUUUUCCUGACGUGGAUAUACAUAUAGAACUCAUCAGGAAUGAAAUGGAGGAAGAUACUAAGGUUAUGCGUGACUUGGAGGCUUUCGAUACUCGCAGUGGAAACUUGUUGGAUACAAUUAAUUGUAAUAAAGGCCCAAACGACAUAGUCUCGCUAGUUCUAUUUCCCAUGGGCGAGGCAAAUAGGGACCUUAACAUUUCUUGUAUGAAAUAUGGUGAACAUAGUCGUGAUGUUGUCUUUGAGGCGUCUCCACGUGCUGCCUAUACCUUUGACACGCCGAUUCAACAUAUCGUAACACCGUCAAUUCCAUGUGAAACGGACGAAGCUGCAUAUGCAAUUGUUCGCAGUUUCGCAUCCACUUCUCUGAUGAGUGUCACACCCCCGAGCAUAUCAUCUGGCAUAUCAGUAUCCGAAGUGGUUAACUUUGGUAGUUCUGAUGCGGGAGGUCAUUCCAUAGCCGAUGCCAGGUUGUUAUCGGCGCAAUCUGGAGUCGUCAUGGUCAAUGAGAAAGGACACGUUUACCACUACGACGUAUACGACGGUAACAUUGCACUCCAACUUAAUGAAGCGAGUACACGGUUUCGACCUAAUGCGAAUGACAGCUUCUUCAAAUUAGCAUUGUCCAAGUCUCAUGAUGGAUGUAUAUUGGCUGACAAAAACUCCCUGGCACGUCUAGAUUUUCGGAGUGACGAACCUAUAGAACUUUUUCGUUGUCGAGAUUUAAUGACAUUCGUAACAGCCAUAGAACAGCCAGAGCCAGAUCAUAUCAUCCGAUUGUCCACGACGAAUGAAAUCCUCUGGUUAGACGACCGAUUUGGCCGUCAACCUCUGCUAAGUUACAAGCAUAACCGUGAUUUCGACAGGACACUGGAGACUGUGACAGUACGCAUUGGAAAUAAUCCUCUCACACUUUUGACCUCACGGAAAAAUGGGUUAAUAUCUGUUUAUGACGUCUCUCGCAGCACAGAUGGCCUACUAUAUUCUGGUGCCUCCCCUCACUCCCUUCUUACUCAUACGUACUACACUGCAAGACCAGGACACUCGGCAGUCGUCCUUCCUUCUACUACAGACAUGUCUAUGCUUCAUUUAAGCUCCCGAGGCAGUAUCCAUCGUCAAGAUUUUAGGUUGGUAAAUACACGUGAUACUGGCGGAACACCCGUGACCAUCGGAGAUAAAAUGUUUGAAUGGUCGACAGAAGUGCAGAAGUUAGAUACGAAAGCACGGAAGCUUCGCUCAGACCCUGGCCCACUAGGAGCGAGAGCAUUCAGUGAGAGCGAUCUCCAUGAUGCAUACAAAAAACUAUUCCUUAUGGACGCAGUCACAAACCUUCAAGAUGAAAAUGAACCUUAUCACGAAACGGUGGAGAAUAUACCUUUGUUCUGGCAACGUACUGGUGGAGGUGUCGAACAAAUGCUAAACACGUUUGAUAUUGCAUUCCGAUCUGGUGAUGAACCUGGUGAAGUUUCUCGGGCUGAUUUCUUGACAGCAGGCAUAGUCAAUUCUCGUAGGGGCUACAGAGCUCUCUUGCAAGGCCACCUUCCACCCCAGAGUUUAGUGGAACGGGCGCCCUGGCACUAUCGAAUUUGUAACUCGACGAAUCAGUUUCAUACCAGUCCCUCGGGCGAUUGGCAAGCGUUAUAUGAGAGCUUGAGUGGCUUGGAUUUGACUUCCGAUCCUGCGAUGCCAGGACCUGCCUUGAGGAGGCAGUCUGAAGCUCGGGAGCAGCUGGUUCUUGACCUAGCUCUGUCAUCUGAUAUCUUUGCGGCGCGGCCAUUUGUCAAGCCAUCGUCGUCUAAUCAUGGCGACAUGUCGCUGAUGGAUGAACCACGCGAAGUUGACUAUGGAUAUUUGCAUCCAACACCCAAACAUAACACCGAUCACUACGCGGGUCUCAACGGCAAUGCAGAAACCUCCAAAAAACCCAUGAGCAAUGCACUUGGUGUUCGACUUCUGCUGCGAGAAUGGGAUAUUGGGAUAGCUCCUGGGGAUUACGUCUACCACGAUCCUUAUGGCCAGACAGGGAAAACGGCUUUAGGCUAUCGGAAGCAGGCCCGCCCGAAUGCUACGACUGCCACGGAGACCGUCGCUGUCCGUUCCCAGCGUCCUCCUAUGGUAGUCACUUCACUGGCCCCUGCCUUAAGCAGGUUUCCAGAAUACGGGAGCCAGCCGCAAGGACUCAACCAUGGCCGUCCAAGCACCCAAGUACUGCCUACGCAAGAUCAUUUUGCGAGUACUCAGGUACUUCCUGGGGCAAAUGGUGGUCGGCCAUUUACUAACAAGAAAAAGAUCGUGAAAAAGCGAUUGGCCUGUAAGAAACCGACGCUCUGUCGUGCCAAACGCACGAACCUGGACUCGUCGGCCGGUCCAGAAAACAACAUCCAUGGAUGGAACAAGGCAAGCUCGCCACCCAAUCCCUUCUUUGACCAGGCCUCCUUUAAUGAAAGUCUACGACGUCAUAAGCCAGUCGUGUGUGCACUCUCUGCGAGCUACAUUUCUACCCUCGCAGGUUAUCCACUGGACUCUCUCAAAUCGAGACUUCAGACAACUAAAACACGGAUCUCGGUUCCGAGGCUUGCUGCUUUAAUUUAUCGCGAGGAAGGCGUUAUUGGGUUUUAUCGCGGGUUAUGGAUACCACUUAUGACUAUAUCUUUCGUUCGUGCCGCGUCUUUCACAAUAUACAGUAGCACCAAGGAAUACUGCCGAGGUCACCACUACUUUGAUCGACAAAAGGUUUUCGAUGCUGCAAUAACUGGAGGCAUUGCUGGGGCUUUGUCUGGAUCAUUAAUAUCGUUCGGGAGUGCACCUUUUGAAUUGGUGAAGGUUCGAAGACAGUUAGAAUAUACAAUCGCCGCAAGCAAGGGCAUCCAGCUAGUAAAAGCCCCCGGUACUUAUGACGCUGUUCGGGAUAUAUUCAGAAACAACGGAAUAAAAGGGCUGUAUAUCGGCUUCCGUCUGCACUUUUUGCGCGACAUGUCGGGUACGGCUUUAUAUUUUUUCGAGUAUGAUGCAAUGCGGCAUCUGCUGGGACGUCGGCCUUCUGGCGAACAGGGAUCGACACCUCCGUGGUUACCAAUACCCGUUUCUUUAAUUCCCUUUGUUUGUGGUUCGCUGGCAGGUGUAACGUCAUGGGCCCUUAUUUACCCUCUUGACGUUGUGAAAACAAAGGUUCAGCAGCGUGCUCUGGCUGGUAACCCCCCUAGAGGUGUACUAGAAACUUUCCUUCGUCUUGUACGCGGUCCUGAUCCUAGAGAUCCCAAGCCUAUGCUUGCUGGGGUUGCGCGCAUAUAUCGAGGCCUCGGUGUCAGUGCCUUGAGAAGCAUCACAACCCAUGGGCUACUUUGGACUUUGUUCGAUAUGACGUCGAGCUAUAUUGACGGCCUUCCAUGAGAGAGCUGGUGCAAUAUUAUGGACGACAAAACAACAACACUGACCACAUGAUCCCUUUGCAUCUAGUUUAGAUAAUCAUGAUACAUACAUAUUGUAGCAUUCUGCCCAAGGUCAAAAAAAUAUACAUAUAUAAUCCAGCUCAUAGAUGAUUUAUCAAAUACUUAGACACUGCACCUGGAAAGAUUAGGU